Messenger RNA from Exophiala spinifera, 999 nucleotides. RefSeq lists its product as uncharacterized. Lineage: Eukaryota; Fungi; Ascomycota; Eurotiomycetes; Chaetothyriales; Herpotrichiellaceae. Bases 1 to 999 code for a protein of 332 amino acids. The record is from RefSeq and is a predicted model, not a curated record. The transcript has 5 exons.
AUGACGAGUGACUGGUCUCAGCUGAGGCAGAUCCGACGAUGGCCGGGCCAGAACAGCAGUCUCGAAAAAGUGCCUACCGAGCUCAUCUACAACGGCAAUACUGUCCAGCUAUGGGGCGCCGAGUGCAAGACCCUGGCCACGCAGGACGAAAGGAUCCGGACGAAAAGACUGUUCAAGAACGCCAUGUCCGCUCGCGAUGUCGGCGCUGCUUCCCAUGGCCACGAAGUUGAGAAUGCUCGACGAUACUUCAAGGAUUUUCUCACCCACGUGCAUGCUCAUAUCGAGGCCUCGCUUGCCAAGCAGAUCAAUGACUUCAAAAGACUCCGAAUCGAGUAUGUCUUUAGCGUGCCAACAACGUGGAAUCGUGACGCCGAUACGUUGAACGAGGUCAAGCAAACCAUCCGGGGAGUGGUUGGGAAAACACAGUACCGGAGAGGUAUCAUUGGCAUGAGUGAAGCUGCGGCGUCUGCAGUAGAGACAGGACAGGACAGAUUCAAGAAAGGGGACGUUGUACUGGUCUGCGAUACUGGCGGAGGUACCGCUGAUGUCAACAUCUUCAAAUUCGUGUCCUCGGAAAAAGAGGCUGCACGCAUAAAGCCCCUAACGUAUGACGAAGGUGCCCCUGCUGGAGCAGCAAGUAUCGACCAGGCCGCUCUUGACUAUAUCAUAUCGAAGAUGAGAAGUAUCGAGAAGCUAGACAAGGACAGUGCCAUCUGGGCCCUGGAGGCGGUCCAAGCAGGCUUUUCCAACAUCAAGCAUGACUACGGCAGGUCGAAACGAGAGGGAUACUACCUCUUGCCUGUACCGGGUAUGAGUGGCUCUCAGCCUCCCUCAGAGGACUUUGAGCUCGGAGGGAAAGGCUCGCAGGAGAUUUGUUUCAAAAUACACCCAAAACUGCUCGAAGAGUGGUUCAACUCUGCUGUCAACGACAUUCUAGCUAUAAUCGACAGUCAACUAGAGGCAUUGGCUCGGGAACACAAGGGGGAGAAAAUCGUUUAA